Molecule: messenger RNA, 372 nt
Organism: Histoplasma mississippiense
Lineage: Eukaryota; Fungi; Ascomycota; Eurotiomycetes; Onygenales; Ajellomycetaceae
Exons: 1
Coding region: 1-372 (123 amino acids)
Source: RefSeq, a predicted model, not a curated record
AUGGUCCAGGUUUACGCCUCCACUGGCGCCGCGGUAUCCAAACAUCUCAACCAACUACUGGAGGAUAGCAACCGUUACACCGAGUCACGCAUUAUCCUGACCCCCUUGGAACUCCUGGAAGGGUAUCCUGCUUUUGGUGUGGAUUGUCCUAUCACUCCACGUUCGGUGUUGAUUCCACCUACGCCAACGGACUGGCAAACUACCGCAAUUCCCGCUUGGCAACCGUCCAAUCUUGAAAUUGAGAAUAGAUGGGAGACAGGGCUGCGUUGGGUCAGUUGGAACUUGCAGCUUGAGGCUUGCGACCUGGGGCUUGAGUCUGCGUUCUGUGCGCAUUCUUACAUUCUUCUGACGUAUCGAUCUGAAGUCCUCUGA